AGACAUUGCACAGUGUUGUAGUCCAUGAGCGACACAGGGGACACCGGAGAGGACGACCGCAGGAUCUUGCGAUCUGCCAGAGGCCCGUUAACUCACGUGUCCCUAGGACCGGAGGGUGAUAGGGAACUGUUCCGCCGACAGAGGGAGAGGAGAGCUAGAGCAGUCGAGGCCAGCAAAACCUUAAUUGGUGAGGCUGGUGCUACAGCAGCCAUGGCUACAACAGCCAUGAGCACGUCUGCGCAACAGACUUCUCAAGCCGGUAGUUCAGGUACCGCCGGGUCCACGGUCGCACAGGCCGUGAGUCAGUCCAGUGGCUUAAUGGCAAGCCAGCCCGCGGUGUUGACCCCAGAGGAUGUCGCCAUACAGCAGGCAGCCCUGCAAGAGGCACAGCUACAACAGGCCUUAGGACAGAUAAAAAGAGAGAAGGAAAUGAUGAUUAGAAGAAAAACCAGGUUGCAACGAAGAGUGGCAGACAUAGAGGAGUUAGAGACGAUGGACCUGACGCAUAUGGAUGAGGAUGUGAAGGUAGUUAGGAGGGCCCUGCUAGGCGUAAUUGAGAUGCAGGAGCAUCAAACUACCAUCCUUCAGGACAUUCAACAAAGCCUAGCCGUGUUGGCAGGCCAUGCUCAGGCAGCACCAUCACCAGCAGGGCCUGGUGCCUGGCCCGUGCCAUAUCCUCCUUUUUCUGUCCCACCGGUGACAGGGGUAUCCCCAUAUGUAGCCCCUUCAACGGUUGCAAUAGUUUCCCUGGGCAUGCCGCUAUCAGGAGGGGUAACAGCAGGGAGUAGUUUACAGGUUCCUGUACAGACAGUGUUUACUCCAAGUCCGCCACAGGUUGCAGUCACCACGCAGCCUGCUGUCUCGCAGUCAGUGCAGCCUCAGGGCACACAGCCCCAGCAGCUAGCACAACAACCUGUAUCAUCGGGUCCACAGCCCGGGGUGGUGCAGGGACCGGGACAAAAUCAGUGGGUUCCAAAGACGACCGUCGCCGCUCCCAAACCUUUUACAGGGGACAAGAAAGGCGAAGACCUCGACACUUGGUUGAGGGCAGUGUCGGUCUACGUCAGGUGUAAACUCACCUUGCCACACGAAGAAGUGCUUGUGGCUGCUUCCUAUCUAGAGGGUAGUGCAGCAAGAUGGUUGAGUGGGUUAGUGCAACUCCAGGGGUACGGUCAUGACUUCCGCUCCUGGGCAGCCUCUCAGAAAUUGGAGGACUUCCUGAAAAUGGUGGAAGAGAGGUGGCAUGAUCCUCAGGAGGCUCAAAAGGCCACUGAUGCAAUCUUGACACUGCACACGCGGCAGUUUAAGUCAGUAAGGGAUGCCACCGACGCUGUAGAGCAUUUGAUUUGUGUUCCAUGGGUACGCUAUGAUCCCCAGGUCCUGUUAACUUCGUACUUGAGAUGCUUAUCUCAGCCUCUCAGGAACCAGUUGGCAAAAGAGGCCAACAUCAAUAUGCACAACUUUCCUUCGUUCAGCAAGGUAGCCCUAGACCUUGAGGCAAAGAUAGGGCAUGGACAGACACCCACUACGGAAGGCAGAAAGAAGACACUGCCUCCUAACUGGAAAGCGAAAGGUCGCAUCAUGUUUGUCGACAACGAUGGAUCAACCAUCGAGUUGGAUGGCAACUUCCAGGAGGGAGUAGGUGCAGAGGCGGGUGGCGAAACUUCAGAGGGUGGAGUAGUCGCCACCGUAACCCAGCAAAAAGGUAAAGGGACCGGUAGACGCCCUAGGGGAUCCCGGUCGAAGAGUCAAACAGACCCCAACGCUCCUCCAUGGGAGAAAGCGGGUCUAUCAGAGGACGUGUGGAGAGAUCGGUGGGCCCGGCAAGCUUGUAUCAAAUGUGGUCAGUAUGGUCAUAGCAUGUACAAGUGCCGAAACAGGAAGGUCACUGAGAAGAUCCCGCCUACGAUGGGGCCGGCGGUAGGAUCCUCCACUCCCGUUGGUAGUAACGUUGCCAGUUCUUCAGGCAGCGCUCCGGGAAACACGUACGGUCUGUACGAGUUUGUGGUGAUGCCUUUCGGCCUUUGCAAUGCUCCUGGCACCUUUCAGCACGCUAUGAAUCGGAUAUUCCAUGACUACUUGGAUAAGUUUGUCAUCGUGUACCUCGAUGACAUACUUAUUUUUAGUAAGACUGUCGAGGAACAUGUUGCACACUUGGACAAAGUCCUCGGUCUCCUACGACAGCACAAGUUCAAGAUCAACGGUGAGAAAUGCGAGUUUGGCCGCACCUGUGUCUUGUACUUGGGUCAUGAGAUCUCCGCGGAAGGGUUGAAGCCCGAUGACGCGAAGGUGGCCAACAUUCGUGAUUGGCCACGUCCUCAGUCUGUGACUGAGAUGAGAUCUUUCUUAGGAAUGACAGGCUACUAUAGGACUUUCGUUAAGAACUACAACAUAGUGGUCGCUCCUUUGACUGAUCUGACCCGCCUUGACACCCCUUGGGAGUGGACAGAUAAAUGCGAGGCUGCUUUCAUACAUCUGAAGCAUGCAUUGACGCACUACGAAGUCUUGGAACUUCCUGAUCCUGACAAGCCGUUUAUAGUCACAACGGGUGCCAACCAAUAUGGCAUUGGCGCCGUGCUUGGGCAGCAGGAUGGGCCAAAGUUGAGGCCAGUAGAGUACAUGUCCAAGAAAAUGCCGUCUCAUAAGUUGGCUAAGUCCACUUGUGAGAAGGAACUCUAUGCGGUGUACAAGGCUCUCACCCAUUGGAGACACUACCUCCUUGGGCGGAUCUUCAUCCUCCGGACUGAUCAUCAGACCCUGAGAUGGAUGAGAACACAGUCGGUACUCUCUGACGCUAUCAAGCGUUGGAUCGAAGUCAUUGAGCAAUAUGACUUUGAUCCUCAGUAUCUCAAAGGGGAGUACAACAAGGUUGUUGAUGCCUUGUCGCGCAGACCGGACUUCUCAGGAGCGCUGAUUACUGAGUUCGAUCUGACGGACGAUGUGACUCAGUCUUUGGUGGAAGCCUAUCGUCAGGACCAGUUUAUGUCUGAGAUUAUACGCAGACUUGAGGCGAAGGAUAAGAAGACCUCCGCCGAGUUUGAUCUGAAGAAGAAGAAGAAGAAGAAGAAGAAGAAGAAGAAGAAGAAGAAGAAGAAGAAGAAGAAGAAGGAGAUGAAGUCUGAAGAAGAAGAAGAAGAAGAAGAAGAAGAAGAAGAAGAAGAAGAAGAAGAAGAAGAAGAAGAAGAAGAAGAGGGGAGAGAUGGCAGAGGAGGAGAAGGAGGUGAGGAGGAGGGAACGGGACCGUGGAGGGAGGAGAAGAGAUCCUCGCCUCCUGGUACCUGCCCGGCUGCUGUCGAGGCGGCUAUGGCCGCCUGCCAAGCUCAGCUGCUGUCUCAACCACAACAUCAGCAAGCAACAGGGCUCCAGCCUACCCAACCGCCACCUACCUCGGAAGGAGGAACGAGCCCGGCCCAGGACCAGGAAAUGGAACCGGUAUCACUGACUGACGGUCCACAUGUUGCCGGCCCUCUUCCACACCUGGAAGAGAAUCCCGGCAUCCAUCCGGCACUUGACCUAGAUAUGAUAACGGUUUCUCAGGAAGAGGGGUCUGACGAAGGGACGCUUCACCAGGCUCUACAAGAGACUGCAUCAGAGGAAGAAAUGCCUGGGGGAAUGGCGGAAGCUGAAACAAUCCCAUCCCAGGGCAAGCCGGCGCAGACCAAUAUGAUUCGUGACAAGGCCGUAAGAGCACAGUUGAAAGAACUUACUGAUUGGAUACUUCAGAACUCGUUGUCCCCAACUGGUGCACCUAUCUGCGACCUCGUAACUCCAUUGCACUGGGAAAAAUUGCGCCGACGCAUCAUGGCUAAGCAGCAAAUCAAGCAAGCGGUUAACAAAUAUCACAAUAUCGAUGAGAUUGACUGGGGACAGGUAUCGAAAGUUACCAUCUCCACAGUUUCUGCACUGUUCAUGGAGCUCUACAGUAAAACUGCGGGCUCCAGGCUCUCCUCCCAGCUGGUCCAGGCCAGCAGUUCAGGUAUCGUCGGGUCAACGGUCGCGCAGACCGUGAGUCAGUCCACUGGCGUUAUGGCAAGCCAGGCAGCAGUGUUGACCCCAGAGGAUGUCGCCAUCCAGCAAGCAGCCCUGCAGGCACAGCUACAGCGGGCAUUAGGAGAGAGAAAAGCGGAGAAGGAGAAGAUGAUUAGAAGACGAGCCAGGAUGCAGCGGAGAGGGGCAGACAUAGAGGAGUUAGAGACGAUGGACCUGACGAACACGGAUGAUGAUGUGAGGGUAGUUAGGAGGGCCCUGCUAGGAGUAAUAGAGAUGCAGGAGCAUCAGACUACCAUCCUUCAGGAUAUCCAGCAGAGCCUAGCCAUUCUGGCAGGGCGUUCUCAGGCGGCACCAUCACCACCCGGGCUUGGUGCCUGGCCCGUGGCAUAUCCUCCUUUUUCUGUUCCACCGGAGACAGGGGUAUCCCCAUAUGUAGCCCCGUCAUCGGUUGCGAUCGUUUCCCUGGGCAUGCCGCUGUCAGGAGGGGUAUUAGUAGGGACUAGUUUGCAGGUUCCUGUUCAGACAGUGUUCACCCAAACUCCGUCGCAGGUUGCAGUCACCACGCAGCCUGUUGUCUCGCAGCCUGUGCAGCCGCAGGGCACACAGCCCCAGCAGCUAGCACAACAACCUGUAUCACCGGGUCCACAACCCGGAGUGGUGCAGGGACCGAGACAACCACAGUGGGUUCCAAAGACGACCAUCGCUGCUCCGAAACCCUUCACAGGGGACAAGAGAGGCGAAGACCUCGACACAUGGUUGAGGCAGUGCUCUGGGAAACACGUCGGGCCAGUAGGAAUAGUAGCUGUUCCUGCUAGGGUCGAGGUGGUGGAGACGCCCUCACCAUCUCGAGAGAUGGCCCAAGCUACUGACUCCAGUGUCGUCCCGCAAACACAUUCAGACUCAUCGAGCCUCUAUUCGAUGAAUGUGUUCGAGUCCUUAGAGGAGCUAGAGGUGGAGUGGUCUAGAUCAGACAUGCUAGCUUUUUGGACGGCCCUAGUCAAAGCCCUUAAGGGUGAGAUGCUCGUCAACGAGGUUGUCAUUGGCGGCCGCAAGGCCGGGGCCUAUUAUGACACUUGCUCGACUCGGAACUUUAUCAGUCACGCGUGCGUUGAGAGGCUGCGUUUACAAGGGCGAGUGCAGCGCCUGAGUCGACCUGUGGAGUUGACUUGUGCCAACAAACAGCGCAUGGUCGUCAAUGACUACCUCCAGGAUGUAGAGUGUUGUUUCCCGUACGCGGGAGGGGAAUUGAGGCAUCAUGUCUCGUUCCUAGUGAGUGACGAGUUCCCCAUGGAUAUGUUGUUAGGUAUGUACUACCUCUCUGUGGCACAGCCCCAGUUUGACUGGGACCGAAAAGUGGUCAAACACACUUUGCCAGGUGGAGGGACCGCCAGAUUACAUAAGUUCAAAGCUAGUAGUCUAAUUGAGUCCUAUGGGUGCAUGUGUGCGGCCGCGUUCUACAAUUAUUAUAAGCAAAAUCAGGAGGAGGGUAUGUAUUUAGUUUAUGCCUCUGCUGCAGGCGAGCCGGUGAAAAUGCCGCCGGAGAUAGAGGGAGUAGUUGCUAAGUACCCUGAUCUAUUUCAAGAGCCGACAGGGGUUGUUGAGAGGGAGGUCGUCCACGCGAUAGAGAUUAUCCCAGGGUCUAGUAUCCCGAAGGGUAGGAUCUAUCGGAUGUCUCUAGCCGAGCUCGAUGAGUUUCGCCACCAACUCAAGGAACUCGUAGAGAAGGGUUGGAUCCGGCCGACUGUCUCUCCUUAUGGAUCUCCAGUACUAUUCGUACCUAAGAAGAAGGAGGGUACACUUAGGAUGUGCAUUGAUUAUAGGGGCCUCAAUGCCAUCACUAUUAAGAACAGAGAGCCCCUACAGCGCAUCGACGAUUUGCUAGAUAGAGUGCAAGGGUGUCGGUACUUCAGUAAGAUAGAUCUGAAGUCCGGGUACCAUCAGAUUGCAAUCCGGCCCGAGGAUCAACACAAAACCGCUUUUCAGACCAGGUACGGUCUGUACGAGUUUGUGGUGAUGCCUUUCAGCCUUUGCAAUGCUCCUGGCACCUUUCAGCACGCUAUGAAUCGGAUAUUCCAUGACUACUUCGAUAAGUUUGUCAUCGUGUACCUCGAUGACAUACUUAUUUUUAGUACGAUUGUCGAGGAGCACGUUGCACAUUUGGACAAAGUCCUCAGCCUCCUGCGACAGCACAAGUUCAAGAUCAACGGUGAGAAGUGCGAGUUUGGCCGCACCCUUGUCUUGUACUUGGGUCAUGAGAUAUCCGUGGAAGGGUUGAAGCCCGAUGACGCGAAGGUGGCCAACAUUCGUGAUUGGCCACGUCCUCAGUUUGUGACUGAGAUGAGAUCUUUCUUAGGAAUGACAGGCUACUAUAGGACUUUCGUUAAGAACUAUAUCAUAGUGGCCGCUCCUUUGACUGAUCUGACCCGCCUUGACACCCCAUGGGAGUGGACAGAUGAGUGCGAGGCUGCCUUCAGACAUCUGAAACAUGCGUUGACGCACUACGAGGUCUUGAAACUUCCUGAUCCUGACAAGCCGUUUGUAGUCACCACGGAUGCCAGCCAAUAUGGCAUUGGCGUUGUGCUCGCACAGCAGGAGGGGCCAAAGUUGAGGCCAGUCGAGUACAUGUCUAAGAAAAUGCCGUCUCAAAAGUUGGCAAAGUUAACCUAUGAGAAGGAACUCUAUGAGGUGUAUAAGACACUGACCCAUUGGAGGCACUAUCUCCUUGGGAGGUUCUUCAUCCUCAGGACUGAUCAUCAGACACUGAGAUGGAUGAGAACUCAGCCAGUACUUUCUGACGCUCUCAAGCGUUGGAUCGAAGUCAUUGAGCAAUAUGACUUUGACCCUCAAUAUAUUAAAGGGGAGUACAACAAGGUUGCUGAUGCCUUGUCGCGUAGACCUGACUUCUCAGGGAAUAAACGUCUUUGUAUCCCGAAUAGCGAGUCUUUGCGUAGUUUGUUUUUAGGCGAGUGUCAUGAUGCCACCGGCCAUUUUGGGUGUAAGAAGACCGCAGCCAAUCUGCUGCAGCGGUUCUGGUGGCCCACGAUGAUGCCAGAUGCCCAGCUGUACGUGGAGACUUGUGAAGUUUGUCAAACGGACAAGCCACGUACUCAGGCUCCUCUUGGGCUUCUGAAGCCCCUUCCAAUUCCGGAACGGCCUGGUGAGAGUUUGUCCAUGGAUUUCAUGGAUACUCUGAUCACCAGCAAGAGUGGGAUGCGUCACAUCUUCGUCAUCGUGGAUAGAUUUAGUAAGUAUGCUAGGUUAGUAGCAAUGCCGGAAACAGCAAAGACGGAGUAUGUGAUCCGAAUGUUCAAAGAGAAUUGGGUUAGAGACUUUGGUUUACCGAAGUCUAUUGUCAGUGACAGGGAUGUCCGGUUCACCAGCGAGUUGUGGAAGGCCGCUGCUGCAGAGCAGGGAACUCAGUUGCAGAUGACUUUUGGGAAUCACCUAGAGGCCAAUGGACAGGCCGAGCAACUGAACCGCGUUGUACAACACCUGUUGAGGCACUACAUUAAGCCCAACCAGGUGGACUGGGAUGAGAAGCUUGCUCUCAUCGCCAGUUUGUACAACAAUGUUGUACACAGCGCCAUGGGGGUUGGGGACAAAGUCUGGGUUAAGUCCUCAGAACUGGGACAGGAGCACGGUAUCUCCCGCAAGCUCAUGCCACAGUACUUUGGACCCUGGGAAGUCUUGGACAUCGUUGGGACAGAUCCGGAUGGGCCAUCUUAUGUUAUCCGGAUCCCUGGUCAUCUCCGUACUUACCCUGUCUUUCACGCCUCCAAGCAGGCACCUUUCAAAGAGACUGAUCAGUUUCCAUCUCGCCGCUCAAUGCUGCCCCCAACCAUGGACGGAGAGGUGGACAUCGACGACAUCGUGGAUCACAGAGAGCUGCCGGUAUCAAGACCAGCAGGCAGGGGACGUCCUCCGAAACCGAAGCUGAAGUACCGCGUUCGGUUCCGGCAUUACACUGAUCCGAAGGAGGACCGCUGGUUCACCGGGGAAGAACUCAUGCAGACCGCUCCUCAAGUUGCACGUACCAUUACUAAGUACGAGGAGACUCUCAAGAGCCUCCACGCCUGCCUUGACGUGCUGGAGAAGGAUGACGUGCCGCACAGGCACACGGCAUCGUCAAGCAUAGAUCCACGAAUCCGCGAGCUGGAAGAACGACUGGAUCACCUAGUCGCGCUUGUCGGCAAUUUGAACAGUUUCCGACACCCGACAACCAUCAGCCAGCAAAUAGCCGCCCUACAAGCGGACCUGCGUCAACUGCAGCAGCAACCAACUGGGACCUGCAACAAUGUGAUGCCGAAACGAUUCAAGAUGCCGAAGUUCAGCAUCGACAAAUUUGACGACUACCACAAGGCGGACCCCAUCAGUUGGUGGCAAGGGUUCACCAAUGAGCUCUCCAUCCACUUGGUCCCGCUCGAGUCGAAGAUCUCAGCACUUUACCUCUGCAGCACCGGUGCCAGCCAAGUGUGGCUCAAUCACCUAGCUCAAACCGAGGGCGUCGAAGUCUCUAAGCUUCACACCAAGAUCACUUGGGAGGCCAUGACUGAGAAGUGGUGGAAACGCUUCAUCGUCGACGACGCUCAGGGCAAAGGCAUGAACCGGAUCUUCAGCAUGCAUCAAGGCAGCCAGCUAACACGAGAAUGGCUAACCGAGUGGCAGAAAAUCGUGACGAUUCCGAAUUUGGACAUCCCAUUCGUACAUCUUCGUCGCGAAUUCUUCCAGCGGUCAGUUGACGCGUUGAGCAUGGCCCUUGGGGAGCGCAGCCUGUGCACGGACUUCGACCAGAUCGUGGAGAAUGCACGCGAAGUCAUCCAAACCAAUCGGUGGGCAGCCAACGAGCGGCGAAGCCAACUGACUUUGUGGAAAAGGGCAAAGACUCGCGGCCGCAGCAAGUCGCUGCUGUCCAAGCAAGAGCUUGAGUACUUGGGCCACUUUGUGACGCCGCAAGGCAUCAGUCCGCUUGCGGACAAGAUCAAGGCCAUCCAGGAUUGGCCGGAACCGACCAACACCACGGAGGUUCACUCUUUUAUGGGAUUGGCCGGGGAGCUGGAAGCUAUCGAGGACCCCCUGGACCGCCAGGCACUGGAGGAUGAAAAAAGAUUGGAGUGGAAGUUGCGUCUGGCAAGGGAGAAGAAGAGGAGGAGGGAGGAGGCCAACCGGAUGGGCAGAGAAGUGGAAAAGAUACAAUCGUGUAAGCAAGAAGUGGGAGCACAGCAAGAUAUUCCGACCAAACUAGAUAAGAUCUUGAGUUAUCUCGAGAUUUUGGGACAGGCCUGGACUGAGCAGUAUCAGGCUAAUGAGGGCCAAGAGGUGACCCUCCAUUCCAUCCGGACCGGGUUUAGAGAGGUUGCGCGCGUCGUGGUGACCCACGUCGGGACCGAAGUUAAGAGACUAAAGGAAGGCGAAGAGAAGUUCUGUGCAGGCGCCAUUGAAGGCGCCAAGGUAGUGGCCACAGCAGAGGCCGAGACGCCUCCCCGCAAAGAGUCUGUCAAGCCUAAAUUUCCCGACUCUUAUUGCGGGAAAAAGGACGAUAACUUUGAUAAUUGGGAGGCCAGCAUCAACACAUAUGUGUAUUUACAGCAUAUUGCGCCAGAGGAACAAGUCCUCUUGGCCUUCCAUGCGCUGACAGAUGAAGCGGCCAGCUUUGUCUGGUCCCUUGCCCACGCAGCCGAUUGUGAGCACAAUAUGGUUGCGUACUCUAGGCUCACCCCUCUUUCUACAUUCCUCAAACUCCUGCGAGAGAGGUUCACUAACGUCACAAGGGGCGUCAGGGCCUCCGAUAAGCUAAAAACAAUCCACUCCAGGCAGUGGAAGAGUGCAAGAGCACUCAAGGCAGUGAUGGAUGACCUUGUAGCCAUCCCAGACCGUGGGGUCACUGAGACCCAGUUGGUUAACUUAUUUUAUCGUGCCAUGCCAGAGCCCUUGCAAGGGCAUUUCUUUGAUAAAACCCAACAGGCCAAUAUUACGUAUGAUGCGUUAAGUAGGGAAGUGGUCCUGUUCGCGGCAAAGUCCAUGCCAGUUUCCACUUUCUGGCAUAAGGACUUAGACAAGGGAAAGAAGUGGAAGGGACGUACCAUCUCAGGUUGGUGCAAGGUCUUCGUCAAGAUCGAUCUCAAGUCUGGCUACCACCAGAUUGAAGUCGACCCUGCCGACCAGCGCAAAACUGCAUUCAAAACUCGCGAUGGGCUGUACGAGUUUACCGUCAUGCCCUUCGGUCUCACAAAUGCACCGACCACCUUUCGAAGUCUCAUGGACAAGGGGUUCCGCAAUCAAAUCAACCGAUUUGUUGUUGUGUAUUUGGAUGACAUACUAAUCUUCAGCAAGUCGAUGGAGGAGCACAUGAGACAUCUUGAGGAAGUGUUGCAGAUCCUCAAGGAUGCGCAACUUCAUCUCAAUUGGAGAAAUCUGAUUGCUAGAGAAGUGGAAGACGAGAAGUGGAAGACGAGAGACGCGAUUGAAGAAGCAAAGAAGAAGGACGUUGGAGAAUCAAGUGGAGCAAGCGCUGCGCGAUCGAAGAAGAAGGAUAGGAAGAAAAAUAGCAGCGAGAUGGAGCGUAGCGAAGAAAGGAUUAAAUCAUGGAUAUCAAGUGAAUUCGGGACAUCUUUGAGGAGGAUCAAUCAGAAACUGGACGAGACUGAAAAGAUGAACAAGAAGAUUGUAGAACUCGAAGGUGAAGUGAAAGGAAAGGGAAAAGUGAAGGAGAGUGGGAGCAGUGAAAAGAGGAAGAGAGCAGUGAAUUCACCUGCAUUCAGCAAGGUGAAGUCGAAGUCACGAAGUGGAGGGGUAAGAGUGCGACAGCCCCGUAUCAUGAUAUCCUCUGACGAGGAGGAUCAAAAAGAGAAAGGGUUGAGUAAUAAAGUGGGUGGCGCAAAGAAAGACAAUGAUGGAAAACUGGAGGAGAUCCUAUCUCUACUUGGCGCGCUCGUCCAGAAGACCAAUGUUAAGGAGGAGGAAGGGACCAACGCUGGGGAUGAGGAAGGGAAUACGGUGAAGAUUGAAAAGAGCACGCAAGAAAAGGAAAACGAAAAGUCGAACGAGGAGAAGGAAGAUAGCGAGGCAAGUGAUUCCGCCACGGAUGUUGAGGAACAAGGGAAGGCGAGGGAUGGAGACGUGAUCGAGUAUAUGAAAGAUAGACUCGAUCACUACAUGGGUUUGACGUACAAGGAAGUUUGUGCGCUCUGCACGAAGCGGGAUCUGAAGUGUGCAAGGAAGGAUAAGGGAGCCUGGGAACUAGCCAAGCAAGAUAUGGAACAAUUCACGAAGCUCGUCAACAAGGUGGAUGAUGACGACACCGAUCCUUCCAAACCUUCAGACGAUGAUGAUGCCACCCAGCGGUCCGACGAUGAAGACAAUGUUGCGGGAAAUUGAUCGAAGAGAGCGUGGUUAAGAGUCCUUCGACGCUUGAAGAAUCAGCUAGAGAGUGAUUGCUCGAGGAAUCACGACCAAGGGAUACACAAAGAGCUCGAAAUAUUACUUAGGAUCGUGGUCAUUUGGGGAUGUUUGAACCGUUGUAUUCGAUGGGGCAAUACGUACCUGAAGUAUUGGUUAAUACUACAGCCUGUUGAUCUACCGAAAUUACUAGAUGGGGAGAGUUGUGUUUAUGUUAUGAUUUCUCCAUUCUUUAAAGCCACUUACGUAGGACAGACAGGGAGCCGAGUUGAGGAAAGAUGGAGGGAACAUCGUAGGGAUGCAGGAAAGGCCGUUUCUAAAGUUCACAAGUGGCUUUACAAACAGGGAUGUUAUUCAUACACGAUGAUCCCAAUAUGGUUCGGAGAAAAGGAUGAUUUGAAGAGAGUGGAGAUGCAGAUCAUUAACAGCGAAAACCCCGGUUUGAACUCGAGAAAACAAAAGCCACGAUCAAGA
Molecule: messenger RNA, 11859 nt
Organism: Chara braunii
Lineage: Eukaryota; Viridiplantae; Streptophyta; Charophyceae; Charales; Characeae
Source: the annotation of a GenBank genome assembly